Molecule: messenger RNA, 1634 nt
Organism: Capsicum annuum
Lineage: Eukaryota; Viridiplantae; Streptophyta; Magnoliopsida; Solanales; Solanaceae
Exons: 4
Coding region: 267-1298 (343 amino acids)
Source: RefSeq, a predicted model, not a curated record
UUUUGAACAAACAAGGCAGGCAUAACGCCAAAAACUUGACCCAAAAUUCAAUUUCCCGCCCCACAAAUUUGCUAGAACUUUUACUUGCACCAUCAUAUUCUCACACAUUUCUAUCUAGCAAAAAAUCCUCUGAAACAAAAGAAAAAAAAAAACCUUUAGGAGCUCAUAUUUCUUGCUUUUGUGCGUGUAGAUUGAGUUCUGUCAAUCUUUGCCGAUCUGUAUUAAAUCCUUUCUCAAGGGUUGAUGUUGGAUUAGUGAUUUUAACAAUGGAUGAAGAUAAUGCUUUUGAAAGGCGUCGCAAAAAUCGUCCUGUUUUAGGAAAUAUAACUAAUCAGAUUGGAAACAAGAGACCAUUUUCUUCAAUUUUGGGCAAUUCAAGUGUUAAGUCUGUAGACAAGGGGAGUGAAAAUGUAGGUGGGAAAUUUGUUUUGGUAGAUGACGGAGAUAAUGCAAAACGUGUUUGUGUCGGUCUUCGUCCUUGUAACAACAUUAGGUCAUCAAAGGUAGAUGAUGUAUCAGGGAAUUCAAAUGUACCAAAUAAAAAUCAGGAUUCCAAUUUGUCAUUUGUUGAUUCAGCUACUGCUAUCUCCCAAAGUACAGUUGGAGAUGAUAACGAGAACAAUGAUGCUCGUGGGAGUGUUGUUGAAAUUGGUGAUGAUGGGGAAAGAAUUCCAAAGAAAAGUUUUAAAGUUAUAUAUGAUAUAGAUGGUUUGUUUACUGGGGCGGCAGUGCCAGUGCCAGCAUUGUCCGGAAUUGAAGUCCAUGAUGCUGCUCGGAGUUGUGAAAUUAACGAAGUAGAUAGUGAGGGCACUGAAAGUGAGGAUAUGUUUCCUAAUGGCCCUGAUGAACAAUGUCUUGAUAAUCUGGUUAUGAGUCAGUCUGGGUCAGUAGAUUUUGCAAGAUUGCCAGACUCGCAGGAGUCGAGAGUUAAACUUGAGACAUGUGCAGGAACACAAACUUGUGAGGAUAAUUCAGGUUUAAGUGCUAGCAUCGAGUCAAUCAAAGCUUGCUCCUGUACUUUUUGCACCAAAGCUGCUUAUAUGUGGUUAGAUCUGCAUUACCAGGAUACCAAGGGUCGGAUAAGUGCCAUAAAGAAGAGUCAGAGAGAGGCAAGUCUUUUAGUUGAAAGAAGUGGCAAGGGUAAAGAGCUUCAGGGUCCAGAAAAGAAUAUUGAAGCUGCAAAUCUUGAGACAAGUUUAAUCGGUCACUGGAAGUCACUCUUUCAACACAUGGAGCAGAUUUUUCAACAUGAAGCUGACCAGCUAGUAAGUUUUCUAACUGUCCUGCCCAGUCUGUGAGUUGGUGUACAUACUCAUUCAACUCUUACGUAUAGUAACUGAUAGCUGUGAAACUGAUGGAUGAUCUCUGUUGACCAUCAAGCUGAAAGAUUUUUCUUCAUCAAAGUUAACUCCCAUUGUGUGAGCUCGCGGUGUGGUGCAUUGUCUUUUCAUACUAGUUGGAUCAUUCAUGUCGAGGAGACACAUGUGUGCCAUCAGUGUGCAGUGUGCCUUUUGAUGGGAACAUGGGUUAUAGAUUAAAAGAUUGUUAUCUUUUAUAGUAAUCUUUGAGGGAUGGCCUUGGCUCAGCGGUAAGCUUGCUUACCGUGGUGUGCCAGGGUCGGGGGUUCGAAACGC